AAGCUCAGUUUCAUUUGACUAGUCUGGCCUAUGAUCCAUCUUCCAUAGUGCUGGGUUGCAACUCCCUGGCCUCAGUCAAUUAAUCACCCGAUAUCGUCACUAUAUUAGCUGUUAUACCAAUAACACUGACUGCACGACUAAGACCGUCAAACCAGGCCAUCUAAGUAUAAGAAUAUGUUGAGGUACUUACUUGUUCUAUCCUUUUCCUCCAUUUUUUCUGCUUUAUUGUGGUUGGCAAACAGAGAAAGUGCAUUACCGCCAUCACCUGGUAUGAAGAUGGGAUCAUAACAGCCGCACAAUCAACUUCCAAACGUGGUCGAAUAAGUGACUGUAUUUUAAUAAGCUUAUAUUUACAGGAGCAGUUCCACGCCAUAUAGACCCGCUCUGGUCUGGUUUAAACUGUAUAUAUGAUUAGAAAGGCAGUCUUCUACCUUGUCAAACCUGGCGCCUACAUUACCCACAAUGCAACUCGACUCGCCUCACGCUACUGUACUGCACUGUACGGAUUGAUUCGGUUGUGAUGGGCUCAUGGAUGGAUAGCCUCGAGCAUAUAGCCGCAGAAAUGAGGAGCGGGCUACAGAGUUCUGAGUCUCAGGGGAGAAAGACCAGCUGUUGUGAAACGUUGAGAAUGAAGACGAGGAAGGAAGGAUAUCUAGGGACACAAGCCCACUUUUAACAAGGCAAGAGACACUCUAAAGAAAUCUUUGGGCAAAUGCAGAGAAAAUACAGGCUUUGGCUGCCAGAUGCCGGGGAUAAUGGAUAGGACUGCAGAGGGAAAGAUGGAGAGGUUGUGGCAGGCCGGUAGAUGAUGAAGUGAUGGAGAUGUUAGGAGGCCACGGCCAUUGUGAUGCUGGGUGGCUGUUACCCUGGAACUGCCAUCUGCCGAAAAGGGUGCUGUGCAAUGAUAUCCUCAGCCUGAAGAUGGCAGGAGAUCCAGUGCUAACCCCUAACUCGGUGUGCCUGAGGCUGGCAGGCCUCAGUAAGCGUCAGAUGCGGAUGUGUGUGCGGAGCCCCGACGUGACAGCCUCUGCUCUGCAGGGCAUCCAGGUGGCCAUCCACGAAUGCCAGCACCAGCUCCGCGACCAGCGCUGGAACUGCUCCUCACUGGAGGGCCUCGGCAAGCUGCCCCACCACAGCACCAUCCUCAACAGGGGUUUUCGCGAGAGUGCCUUCUCCCUGGCCUUGCUGGCAGCGGGUGUGGCUCACUCUGUGGCCUCGGCCUGCAGCAUGGGCAAGCUGCGGGGGUGUGGCUGUGAGGCCAAGCGUCGCCAGGACGAUGACAAGAUCCGGCUGAAACUCACACAGCUGCAGCUGCAGACCCUGCAGAAGGGUGGGGUAGGAAUCGGUAUGACACGGUCAUUACCCUCGGAGCUGAACGGUCACCAUGGUGACCUGCCCGCUAACCUGCACUCCACCCACCCCUCUGCCCUCCUCAAGCCUUUACCAGAUGAGCUGAGCUCCAUGCAGGAGACCUGGGAGUGGGGAGGCUGCAGUCAUGACGUCCGUUUUGGGGACCGUUUCUCCAGGGACUGGCUUGACUCCCGAGGGUCUCCAAGAGACAUCCACGCUCGCAUGAGGAUACAUAAUAACCGGAUGGGACGACAGAUAGUGGCUGACAACAUGAAGAGGAAGUGCAAAUGUCAUGGCACAUCAGGGAGCUGUCAGUUUAAGACCUGCUGGCAUGUGUCACCAGAGUUCCGGCAUGUAGGUUCACUACUAAAGGAAAAGUUCCUGUCAGCCAUCUUUGUCAACUCCCAGAACAAGAACAAUGGGGUUUUCAACCCCCGAACUGGAAACGGCGCCAGUGGGAGCACAGGAGGACUCAACGGAGGUCGUCGUCGAAGCAUGUCUAGAGAGCUGGUGUACUUUGAGAAGUCUCCUGACUUUUGUGAGCGUGACAUGUCUGUCGACUCUCCGGGUACGCAGGGACGCAUCUGCAACAAAACCAGCUACAGCACAGACAGCUGCGGCUCGCUGUGCUGCGGCCGUGGACACAAUAUACUGAAACAGACACGCAGCGAACGCUGCAAUUGCAGAUUUCACUGGUGCUGCUACGUGCUGUGCGAGGAGUGUCGUGUCACAGAGUGGGUCAAUGUGUGCAAGUAGUUCCCAUUUCCUCCAGUCCCAGCUGCCUUUACCCAUCCAGGACUCAAGAUGGCGAGCCUGUCCCUUCGCCCACUCCUGUUGUUCAAGCAUUUGUUUUGCUCUUUGUGUAACUCUCCCAGAGAAUCUGUUUACCCCCCCUUUCCUUUCCAUCAUCUGGGAUCUAUUUUCUCUUUGUAGCCGCUGUUAUUCUCAAAAUGCCAAGUCAGAGAUUGAAGAGGUGACUCAUAUCAUUUGUCUUGCCAUGGUCUGUUUAGACGUUGCCCUCUCAGCCAUGAAAACGGCCUAUACCCCAUCUUUUCUAUCCCACAAAACAAAGACAAGCAACAACAGAAAAACAUUUCUAUGUAAAUGUCUACAUGCUGACUUAUUGUAUAGUAGCUAUGUAUUUUAAUGUGUACAUGUAUAUUUGUAAAUCUAUUUUUAUUAAUAUUAUUAUUGUGUUGGAGCCUGCCUUUUUGGUUGUAGUUAAUGACAGUCUCGUGCCGGGUGAGUGGCUCAAGGUGUUGAACCAAUGCUGUUUGACAUCACAGUCUCAUUGCAAUUUAUCUUACAUGUUACUGGGCUCUUCUAAUGAUCUCCAAGAUGUUUACACAUAAUAUUUGAAUAUUUUGCACCUGUGACUCAGACAAGACACAUAGACAGAGCAAUGAAACUUUUUAGUCAGUCUCAAAAUCAGUCUACACAGGGUUUUACGAUAAAUGACAAAACAAGACAGAGGACAGUAGUUUUUCAAAAGCUUUCUCACAGAAGCAACAAGACAGAAAACACAUGGACACAGGACUUUUAUAAGCUUAUCAAAGCUUGUAUACUUGGGAAAGUUGAUACGACAUCAGUUUUGGAGACAAAUUAAGUCUUUAAAAUUCUUUAUACGGAACAACUAAUCAUUCAGAUUUAUUUAUACCAUUGUAACAAUAGUAAUCUCUUCAUUAGAGUGGUCGCUAGUGAUCAUGUUUUUCAUGAAUUCAUAUCAAUAUGACAGAAAUAUGCUUCCCUUUGAUAUAACUGUGAUGUGAUGUGUGUCCCUUUCCUAUGAAAUCAUGACUGAGCUCUUGUUAUUCUGUACUUGCUUUUGUCCAUUUCAUCAGUCUGAGUACGCCUUAGAUUCUUCCCACAUGUAGUACAUGUCAAAGUGAGAGAUGGACCUGCUUUAGUCUUGAACUGAUGCUGAAGUGUGUGUGUAUGUUUGAGUGUGUCUGUGUCUGUUGCUGUGUAAAUGGGGGGUACGCUCUGUGCGCUACAGAUUUGGGAGGUGAGAGCCUUUUUUUAUGGCCACUUCAUGCUGAGAGAAGGACUUUUUAUGGCUGCAGGAUAUUGUUUCCUUAAAGUAUGACUUUUAUUACUGGAGAGAAGCAUCAAGAGAGCAGAGAGUGGGGGUGAUUAUACCAGUCUUUGCUGUGCGAGCAUCUGAGGGGAUCAUCUGUCCAGAGUUCAUAGCCAAAGAAGGGACUCGCUGUACCACGUGCUGCUGGGACGCUGUGUCCUUGUUACCUGGGAGACAGACUACACAAACAAUAACACACACAUGCAUUCAUGUAUAAAGACACUUACAUGCAGACAUACCGAUGCACAAUGAAAAACAUGCAUGCUGGUGUGCACAGAACUCCUGGUGACCCGAGUGAUUUGCACCCUCUUUCUAGUUGCACCGCAGAUUUAGCAAAAACGCUAAUGUCAACACCUGACUGGAUUUACGAUGGCAGCAUUCCUAGAUAUCUUAGAUGAUCCAAAUUGUCUCCAUAUCCAGUCUGCUGGGAAAACCUCCUGUGCCAUAGGAUUUAAUGCCAAUUAAGUCUUGUUUGUAUGAACUUAGGUAAAUAUCCUUUGACUCUCAAGGAAUGGCAGUGCUAGUGGCUGAAUCGACUCUUCUGUCUGUUUGGUAUUUAGUGAGGGAAUAAAAGGGAGACAGUGACUGGUAUGGAAUGAUAAGGGACUGGAUUUCUGGUUUGCAUUUCUUCAUUCCUUUAUCAUUUCACCCUGGAGCUGCUGCGAAAGGGAAUUUCCUGUCACUGUUUCUCCCAUGUGUGAGACAGAGGUUGGUGGACAGCCUGGGAUUGCUUUCUCUCCCUCUCUGCGCUUUUUCCCAUUCUCCCCCUCAUUGCUGCAGACAUAGACACAUGCAUAGCAACACAUCGACUGCCCCCCGAGUAAUGACAACCAGACUGGGCUGAAAUUAAAGAGAGGCAGGCCGAGAGAGGAAGUAAGGAGAGAUAAAAGUUACCCACUUUGAUUGACAUCAUGAUUAUAUGUAUAAAGUAAGGCGAUUUAGUGUGUUUAGUUGGAUACAAAGAUAGGGAGAUAGAUCCUUGCUUGUACAGCGCAAAUGCAGAAGCAAAGGACACAUGGGGUAUGGAGAAGGGGGUGAAUAAAGUGUACUCUGUAUAAAUACAUGCCUCAAAACAUCUGCUUCUCAACUCCCCUUUCAUUUUUGAUGUGGGACAGGCAGAGAAGGAGAGCGGGAGAGAAAACACAAGGAGCCAGCUACCCAGAACAUCA
Thunnus maccoyii (southern bluefin tuna) is the source of this 4596-nucleotide messenger RNA. RefSeq names its product wingless-type MMTV integration site family, member 10b (gene wnt10b). The coding region runs from base 817 to 2106 and encodes 429 amino acids. Gene Ontology annotation, biological process: cell fate commitment; canonical Wnt signaling pathway; neuron differentiation. The record is from RefSeq and is a predicted model, not a curated record. Gene Ontology annotation, molecular function: cytokine activity; frizzled binding. The transcript has 8 exons. NCBI's taxonomy places the organism in Eukaryota, Metazoa, Chordata, Actinopteri, Scombriformes, Scombridae. Gene Ontology annotation, cellular component: extracellular region.